AUGUCAGCAAAACACCCAUUUCCAUCUUGGAUUUCGAGGACAAUCACUGCAUUUUAUGAAGAGGAAUGUGGAAUUUCGCGGAUUUUUGAUUGGCAAAAUGAAGUUCUACAAGGGGAAGAGGAUGAGGAAAAUAAGAGGAGGAAUUUGGUUUUUAGUGCUCCGACAAGUGCUGGAAAAAGUUUGGUCGCUGAAUUGAUUGGUAAGGAAAAUGACAAAAUGAUUGAUUGAUUUUUCAAUCUGUAGGUAGGUCAAAUAGGUAAUUUUUGACCUACUACAAGCUUUGAUUUUUUGAACCCCACAAAAAACAAACAUUCAAUUUUUUUGCAGCGUGGCGAGUCGCAAAAUCAGGCAAAAAAGUGCUGUUCGUUCUUCCCUACAUUUCUGUGGCUCGUGAAAAAUUGCACAUUCUGCAAAAAUCUUGGAGACGCGAUGAUAUUUCAGUUGCCGGUUUUAUUGGACCACACGCUUCGAAUCCGAAUGAAUGGAUUGGUGCAGUUUGUACUAUUGAAAAGGUUGGUCUUGAAAAUUCAAAUUGAUUUUCACUACAAAUAAUGAAUUUUAGGCUGCAGGUUUGGUGAAUCGGGCUUUAUCUGAAGAAUGGUUUGAUGAAAUUGGAAUGAUUGUUGUUGAUGAACUUCAUAUGAUUUUUGAUGGAUCAAGAGGAACUCAUAUUGAUCAUAUGCUCACUAAAAUCCUUUUUUGGAAUUCGCAAAACCCUGAAACACCUGUUAGAAUUAUCGGAAUGUCCGCGACAAUCCCACAAAUAAAUAACAUCGGAAAAUGGCUAAACGCAAAAAUCCACGUGGCAAAAUUUAGACCCGUCGAACUUGUUGAAAAUGUGAUAAUUGGGCAAAAAAUGAGGAAAAUCAACACAUCUCUUGGAAAAUUUGAAGAUGUGAUUUUACGAGAUUUUUGUGGUUCAAAAGAAGAUGCGAUCGUUGAAUUAAGCCGAGAGAGUUAUCAUAAAUCGAUACAGACUUUGAUAAUGUGUUCGUCGAAAAUUGAAGUUGAAAAUGUGGCAAAACAAAUUGCGGGGAAAUUCAGUGAACUCAAGAAAAUAUCAUCGGAGGUUAUUAAAAAUCGAAUGGAAGGAUUGUUAUUUGUUAGACAAGGAUUGGAGAGAAAUGGAUGUAAGGAUAGAAUAUUAAUUGGUGUUUUGGGAUUAACGAUUGGUUUUCAUCAUGCUGGUAGGUGAGCAAAUUUCGCUAGAAAAUACGGGAUUUUAUCUGGAAAAAAUCAGGAAUGUGAAGAGAAUCUCAAAAUUAAACAAAAAUCCUUGCCCCCCCAGACAAUCGGCAGUGAAUUCUAAUAAUUUUAAAGUUUUCCAGGCUUAACUCUAGAAGAACGUGAAUGUAUCGAACAAGGAUUUCGAGAUGGUCAUAUUCUUAUAUUAGUUGCCACAAGUACACUAGCUUCUGGUAAAUUUACAAUUUUUAACACAUAAUUUUCAUACAACAUAUUUUCAUUCAGGCGUAAAUCUUCCUGCGGAAAGAGUUAUCAUAAAAUCGCAAACUCGAGGACCAUCUCCUUUGAAUUCAAUGACUUAUAAACAAAUGAUUGGAAGAGCUGGAAGAAUGGGACAUGCGAAAAAAGGUAGGAUUUUUUGGGAUGAAAAUUUUUGA
Molecule: messenger RNA, 1622 nt
Organism: Caenorhabditis angaria
Lineage: Eukaryota; Metazoa; Nematoda; Chromadorea; Rhabditida; Rhabditidae
Source: the annotation of a GenBank genome assembly